UUGUUGCCUAGGUGAGAGAGUCAAAGCUGCAACACUGGCGUGGAUUCAUAAGUUCUUGUACUGGUACAAAGACCAGGAUUUUGCAAAGACAAAACCUGUUGCCUUUUUUUUCUUUGCUGGAGUCAUGGCCACCUUCCUACAUUCUGAAACCAGGCGCUUAUACACUUUGUGGUGGGAUACCGGCCAUAUUCCAAAUAACGCAAAAUGGCUUCAACAUAAUCUUACUGAAAUGGAUGCUAAGGUAAAGGCAAUGCUCAAGAUCAUUGAAGAAGAUGCAGAUUCAUUUGCAAGAAGGGCUGAAAUGUAUUACAAGAGAAGGCCUGAGCUAAUGAAGCUAGUUGAGAAGUUCUACAGGGCAUAUCGGGCACUAGCGGAACGAUAUGAUCAUGUAAUUGGGGAGCUCCGGCAGGCCCAAAAAUCCAUGUCAGAGGCAUUUCCCGACCAGCUACCUUUUCUACUGGCUGAAGAUUCACCCAAGAGAUCUUCCACACAAGUUACUGAACCACAUACUCCAGAAGUGUUGUGCCUUCGUGCACCGUCUGAUACACAUGAAUUUCAUCAGUCCACGAUGGGUUUAAUACCAUCUAGUAUACAUGCUGCAAAGAUGAUUGGAUCUCAUAUUGGUGAUUCUAAUAAGGAAACAAGUGAGUGGGGUUUGAAACAGUUACUUGAGAUGCUUGGGGCAGGAGAAGAAAUGCUAAAGAACAAAAAGUUCCUCGAAGGAAAAUUGAGUAAAGGAUUGAACAGAAACACAGAAGAAAAGGAAAAAUGUUUGCAUAAUCAAGUAACUAAAUUGUCAAAUGAGAAUGGGAAUCUCAAUUCCAAGAUCCUCGCUGAGUUGGAGCAUGCCGAUCAAGCUGAAGCUGAAGUUCAAAACCUGAAGGAAAUCCUUGCUAUUAUGCAAGCAGAAAAAGAAGCUACCUUCAUUCCGUAUCAGCAAUGCAUGUAUCAGUUAUAUGCUGCAGCGAGAGAGUUCAAUAGUGUACAGAAGGACUCCGUGAAGUUCAGUGAACAAGCUAGCAGAGCUGAAAAUGAAAUUCAGAAGAUGAAGGAAUGGCUGAUCAAAUUAGAGGCUGAACGAGAUGCUGAUCCGAGCAAACACAAGAAGUGUCUGGAAAGGAUAUCUAAAGAUGUUACGGCUUCUCAAGCACUUGAAGACAUAAAAGAACUAAAUAAGAGAGCAAUUAAGGCAGAAACCGAAGCUCAGAAUCUUAGGAAUAAGAUCUCUAAGUUUGAGUAUGAAAAGGAUGUCCUUCAUGAGUAUAAGAUAAGCAUGGUGAACAUGUCUGACCUUGAAGAAAAACUCUUGGUGGCUCAGGAAGAAUCCAGAACGCUUACGGAGAUAGCUGAUAGAGCUGAAGCUGAGAUCAAUAAACUGAAAAUUGUUCUGGUGGAACUAAGAGACGGGAAAGAAGCUGCUACUGGUGACUAUAAACACUGUCUGGACAGAAUAUCAAACCUUGAGAAUGAACUAGCUUGUUCCCAAGAGGAUAUAAAGCGCCUUAAUGGUGAGAUUUUAAUAGGAGCUGCAAAGCUUAAAGAUACUGAAGACAAGUGUGUUGUGCUGGAGAUAUCAAAUCAUUCAUUUUACCUAGAGGUAGACAAUUUGGCAAAGAAGAUUGCGAUGAAAGAUCAAGAACUCUCUGAGAAGAAGAAGGAGUUAGAAAAACUUCAAAUUGAUUUGCAAAAUGAACACUUAAACCAUGCACAAGUUGAAGAAACUCUUCAGGCUCUGCAUUAUUUGCACUGUCAAUCUCAAGAAGAACAAAGAGCUCUGGCCAUGGAGCUCAGAAAUAGUCUUGAGCUGUUGAAGGAAGUGGAAACAUGCAAAAAUAGUUUGGAAGGUGAACUUAAGAGAGUGAAGGAUGAAAACCAUAGCCUGAAUGAACUGAAAUUUUCCUCAAGCAAUUCGAUCGAGAAUCUGGAGAAUGAAAUCCUUAGCUUGAGGAAGAUGCAGGAGAGACUUGAAGAGGAGGUUGCACAACAAGUUGGACUAAGUAACAACCUUCAACAAGAGAUUGUAUGUUUGAAAGAGGAAAUCAAGGACCUGAACAGGAACUACCAGGCUGUAGAGCAAGUGAAGGCUGCAGGCAUAAAUCCUGAAUGUAUCGACUCUUCAAUAAAGAUCAUGCAGGAAGAGAACUCCAAACUCCGGAUAAUCUGUGAGAACACCAAAUGCGAGAAAGAAGUCCUCCACAAGAAGUUGGAGGACAUUGAUGAACUUUUGAAGAAGAAGGCUGUUCGGGAGAGUUACCUCUCAGAUGUAAAUGGUGAGUUGCAGAGAUCGCAGGAAAAGGCGAGAGCGUUGCAAGAGUCUUGUCGAAUUCUCAAUGGAGAAAAAACUAUUCUUGCUGCUGAGAAAGCCGCUUUGCUCUCUCAGUUGCAAAUUAUAACUGAGAAAAUGCAGAAACUCCUGGAGAAAAAUGCAAUGCUCGAGAACUCUCUUGUGGUUGCAAAAGUUGAACUUGAAGGUCUAACAGAAAAGGCGAUAGGUUUAGAAGAGAUAUGUCAAUUGCUGAAGACAAGAGUUAUAGUAUCGGAAGAGAAGUAUGCUUGCCUAGAGAAGGAUAAACAAGCAGAACAGCUUCAACUUGAAGAACUUAGAGUUUUUGUUGAAAUGGAGAAACAAGAAAGGAUGAACUUUGUGUAUCAGAGUGAAACCAGAUUAAUUUAUAUGGAAAACCAUACCAAUCACCUACAGGAAGAGAGUAAGUGGAGGAAGAAAGAAUUUGAAGAAGAACUCGACAAAGCUUUAAAAUUCCAGUUUGAAAUUUUCAUCCUGCAGAAAUUUAUACAAGAUAUGGAAGAAAAGAAUUUUUCUCUGUUGGUUGAGUGUCAGAAAAAUAUUGAGACAUCAAAAUUGUCUGAUGAACUGAUUACGGAGUUAGAGAAGCAGAAUCUCAAACAGCAGGUUGAAGCAGACCUUUUGGUAGAUGAGAUUCAAAGGUUGAGAAUGGGGACAUAUCAAGUUUUCAAGGCCCUUGAAAAUGAUUCUGACUUUGUGUCUGAAGAUAAGGUGGUAAACGAACAAACUUUCCUGCAUUAUAUUUUGGGUAGUGUUGAGGAUAUGAAAUGUCCACUCAGACUGUACGAGUAUGAUAAGCAACAGUUGUUGAUUGAACACUCAGCUCUUCUAACUCGACAUGCUCAGCUGAAAUCAGAUGGCCUGGAAUUGGAGUCAAUGAAGAAAUCUAUAGAGGAGGAGCUUAAUAGCGUGGCAGAGAAGCUGGUUACAGUACAGAAAGACAACCAUUGCCUACUAGAGAUGAACAAAAAAUUACAGUCAGAAAUGAGCAGCAGUACUCAACUAAAUGCCAUACUCGAGGUGGAGGUUCGGACUCUCUGUGUCAAGCAUUGUGAGUUGCAGGCAGCUUACUUUGAAUUACAAAAGAAAUACUCGCAUGUAGUUCAUCAGAACGAGACAUUGUUGACAAAAAUCUCAGAGAUCAAGGAGGAGAAAUGGAUAGUGGAGCAGGAAAAUGAUGUUUUUCUACUUGAGACACUGACACUGGGUAAUUUCUCUAACAUUUUGAACAGUUAUGGUAGUGAAAGGACUGCUGAGCUAAAGUCUAUUUUUGAAGAUAUGAGCAAACUUCAUGGUGUUACGCUUGACUUUGAGAAGGAGAUGGAUGUAUUGAAUGGGAAGCUGGAAAUGCAGGAAACUGAAAACCUACUCCUGAAGAAAUCAGUUGAAAGGUUAGAAAAAGAACUCCAUGAGGUCAGGGAAUCUAAUGAUCAUCUCAUGUUGGAAAUGUCAUCUGGAAAAGAACUUCAGGGUAAGCAGGAAAUUCGGUUUUUGGAAGGAGAACAGAACUUUAAAGUAUCUGAAAAAUUGAAAUCAGAAUUGCAUAGGGCUCUAGAUGUACUAAAGACUGACUAUCAAGAAUCCUUGAAGAUGAAUGAAGAUCUAGAAAAGAAGAUAUUUGAAAUAUUGAGAGACAACACCACUCAGAACAAGGAAAUUGAAUGUCUUCGAGAAACGAACACGAAUUUGGUGGGUGAAUUAGGAAAAUUGCAUAAAAAAAUUGAAGAGCAACGAAUCAGAGAAGACUGCCUAUGUUCGGAGCUCCAAGAGAAAGACUAUGAGUUUGGACUAUGGGAGGCAGAGGUGGAAACAUUUUAUUUCAAUUUGCAGAUUUCCUCCACACGAGAAGCAUUAAUAAAAAACAAGAUGGAUGAGUUUACUGACGUUUAUGGGAGACGGGAGAAUGAAAAUGCUUCCAAAAAUUUGGAGAUUGAACAGCUGAAAAUAUUAAUCAAUUUAAUGGAGAGUGAAAUUGGAGAACAGAAGUCACAGUUACUUGCAUAUGAUCCUGUAAUAGCCUCUUUAAGGUAUGAUGUGGUAUCGCUUGAGCAUAAUGCGCUCCUCCAGACUAGGCUUAAGCUAGCAAGCUCUCAGGAAUCAAAGUGUGUUGACAUUCAGGAUCUGCCGGGCCCAGAUGAAAGUAGAUUUGAAAAGCUGAAAGAAAAUCAACCUGUCAUAACAAAAGACAUUCUAGAUCUGCAGGAGCUCAAAGACAGGAUUAAAGCAGUUGCCAAAGUAGUGAAAGAGAUGAACAAGCCUAUUUUACAGGUAUCUUCAUACAACAAGAUUGGGCGAGAUAGCGCUGAAAGUGAAGUUGAGGCAUUAAAAUCUCUGCAUAGCUUUGAUCUAGAAAGAUAUGAGCAUGUAGAAAGGAGGAAUCCUAGGAAUGAGUAUGAUGAGGGUCAAAACAGGCGAAAGACGAAGCCCAAAUCCUUUGACGUCAAAAACAAGAUACUGAUGAAAGAUAUACCACUUGAUCAUGUUUCUGAUGGCUCACUACAAAGAAUUAGAAGAAGAGGUUCUUCUGGUGCUGAUGUAGAAGAAGAUCGGAUGCUUGAGCUAUGGGAAACCACAGCGGAUAGCCCCAAUAAAAGUGUGAAGGACUUGAAGGAACGGGCAAAUCAUCCAGCAGAGGGGACUAUAGGAUAUUUGAAGUGGAGGAGAUAUCAGCCGCCAACAGAAUCAGAGGUGGAAAAGGAGUUGAGUGUUGAUAAGUUAGAGUUAUCAAUAUACUCCUUUGAUGCAAGUAUUGAAACAAAUAAGCAUAUUCUGAACCGGCUAUCCUCUGAUGCAGAGAAGUUGAUUAGUCUUCAGAUGACUGUCGACAGCAUGAGAAGGAAAUUGGAUAAGAAAAGAAAGGCUAGAAAAGACAAAAAUGUUGAUUUUGUAGCAGCAAAAGAACAGUUGCAAGAAGUUGAAUUAACGAUUGUGCAGCUGGUGAAUUUGAAUGGCCAUUUAAUGAAGAAUACAGAAGAAAGCACACUUGUUGCAGGAAGUACUUCAACAGAUUCAAAAGAGGUGUUGAAUAUCAGGGGACAGAGAGUUUCAGAACAGGCAAGAAAGGGGUCCGAGAAGAUUGUACGGCUGCAAUUGGAGGUUCAAAAACUUGAGUGCAUGUUACUGAAACUGGGGGAUGAAAAGAAAAGCAUAGCUAGAAGCAUAUUUUCCAGGAGCAACACAAGUAUUUCAUUGAAGAAGUUCAUUCAUAUUGGGAAGAGAAAUAGUGAAAAGGAAAAAAAGACCCAUCUUUGUGGAUGCUUUACACUUUACAAUAGCAGCAACAGCAUUAAUGAGAGAUACCACAUCUAAAAUGCUUCAGAUGUUCCUAGUUAUAUUGUUGUUUGGGUUAUUUCUUUUGUAGUCAGAAACUGGAAAACUGAUACACGUUCAGUUUUAGCCUUUUAGGUGAAUUAUAACAGUUAGAUUGGAGCUAAUUCAAAUGUGAAGGCUAGUAUUUUCGUUGUUUAACUCAGUUUUGACUACCUAAAUUACUUUAGUAAA
Solanum dulcamara is the source of this 5806-nucleotide messenger RNA. RefSeq names its product protein NETWORKED 1A-like. Lineage: Eukaryota; Viridiplantae; Streptophyta; Magnoliopsida; Solanales; Solanaceae. Gene Ontology annotation, cellular component: plasma membrane. Bases 125 to 5614 code for a protein of 1829 amino acids. The transcript has 3 exons. Gene Ontology annotation, molecular function: actin filament binding. The record is from RefSeq and is a predicted model, not a curated record.